AAUAAUUCCAUCGUCUUGGAAUUGUGUGGUCUAGCGAAGCGUGCAGGACAGGAGAUGACGACGGCCAUGGCUUUCUUCUCUUACCCUUCGUGCGCCUCCUUAACAGCUCCUCCGCCCUCUCUUCGGCUCUCUGCUACGCCCUCCUACCUUGCCGCCUCCAGCUCCCUCUUCUUCUCAGGCGGCCGGGGCAGGGCCUCCCUCGCCGUCGCCCUUCGUCCCCGCACCCUACGCCGCCGUCAGGCAGGGGGCGGCGCCCUAGGCUGCCGAUGCCUGUUCGGCCUCGGGGUUCCUGAGCUCGUCGUCAUCGCGGGGGUCGCCGCGCUCGUCUUUGGCCCGAAGAAGCUCCCCGAUAUCGGGCGGAGCAUCGGCAAGACCGUUAAGAGCUUCCAACAGGCUGCAAAAGAAUUUGAAACUGAAUUGAAGAAGGAUCCUGAAGAUUCUGAAAGCUCGAAAUCUGCAAAUGACGAAGAUGAGAGAAAAGAACUCGAGACAUCGGGCUCAAAAGACGGUCGAUGAUUGUUGUUACUUAUUUCGGUUUUGAUGUUUUAUAUUGCAAUAGAAAUGAGACUCGAGCUAUGUCAUGGAAAAUAUAUAUCUAUAUUUUUCUAAUUUUUCUUUUUAA
Molecule: messenger RNA, 622 nt
Organism: Zingiber officinale
Lineage: Eukaryota; Viridiplantae; Streptophyta; Magnoliopsida; Zingiberales; Zingiberaceae
Product: sec-independent protein translocase protein TATA, chloroplastic-like
Exons: 2
Coding region: 55-516 (153 amino acids)
Biological process (GO): protein transport by the Tat complex
Cellular component (GO): membrane
Source: RefSeq, a predicted model, not a curated record